Molecule: messenger RNA, 749 nt
Organism: Aphanomyces astaci
Lineage: Eukaryota; Oomycota; Saprolegniomycetes; Saprolegniales; Verrucalvaceae
Exons: 4
Coding region: 1-633 (210 amino acids)
Cellular component (GO): cytosol; cytoplasm
Molecular function (GO): phosphatase activity
Source: RefSeq, a predicted model, not a curated record
AUGGUUGAGAUUUGGUUUGUUCGCCAUGGCCAGACCGACUGGAACAUCGAGCACCGCCUUCAAGGCCACCAAGACAUUCCUCUCAACGCCACAGGCCUAAGUCAAGCUGCCGCCGCCGCCUCGUAUCUCAUGGACAUCCAUCGCACCACGCCAUUCGACGCUGUUGUAACCAGCGACCUCUCACGUGCAUACUCCACAGCAGGAGCUAUUGCAUCUGCCUUGUGCCUUCCGCUACGGUUGAAUGCUGGCCUUCGGGAGCAUAACCUCGGCCGCCUCCAAGGAUUCACCAGUCGCGAAAUGUCUCCGUCGCAGCACCACGACUACGAGUUACUGCGAACAGAUGCAGAAUUCAACGGACAUGGCGGCGAGUCGUCGGCGGAGAUGGCCGCGCGUGUCCAAACGACGUUGAAGUCCCUGCAACAGCAACAUGGCGGACAGCGACUGGUCGUGGUCACCCACGGGGGCUUUCUGUUCCACUCGUUCCGAUGGAUUCACGCCAUGGCCGUGGAUCGAAGUCGGGACGAUGAGCGGACCCCCAACGCCUGCAUUUGCAUCAUCCAAGCCACCGACAACUCGCCAAGCUGGCGCGUCGUGUUGUGGGGGUCCACUCAACACUUGACCACGCAAGAAUGACGUUGUCAUCGGGCUGCAAACUCCCUAACGGGUGGCGUGCCAUGCUAAAUUUGUCAUAUACUUGGCAUGACAUAUUCGAACCAUAGUAGUACUAGUAAAGUCAAAGGAUGCGGUGG